AUGGCUAGUCGUGUUGCAGGGACAGUAGCGGAAGGCGGCUCGAAGAUUUCCGUCACGUUGAAGGGGCUGUCUCGUUCUGUUCUGCCUAACGAUCUGAAGCGGUUAUGCGGGAGGUUGCGCGUGGAAAAUGUGGCUUCCGUGGCCGUGAACUAUACUCGGUUCAGACCAAACGGGAGCGCGACCCUUGCCUUCACGCGUCCGGAAUUCGUCCCCGCUGCUGUGAAGGCUCUAGAUAGGCAUGUCCUGGGAGGCAAGAUUAUUCGUGCCGAAGCGAGCGAUGAGAUUCCCCAACUACCCCGGACGCGAGGGCCAAAAGGAGCGUUGGAAGCAGCGCAGCGAGCUGUCUACAGGGGUGACGGCCCCAACGCUGGGAUCACAGGCGGAGGCAGGACGGUCUUGCUGUACGGUCUCCCUGCAAGGUUGACUCCUCAGAUUGUUACGGAUAAUCUCCGCAACUUCAAAUUUGCUGGAUCAGAGAAGGGUGUCCCGGCCGUCUUGAAGAUAGUCUAUGCCCAGUCGUCAAUGUCCCGCUUCCUGAUCCGUCUAGCUUCGGUUUCAGAAGCAUACCGCUUCGUACGCUCACUACACAUGCAGAAGUGGCGGCCCGACCUCUACAACGACCAAUUCAUUGUGCGGGCGUCCCUGGUGUCAUAG
Dichomitus squalens LYAD-421 SS1 is the source of this 654-nucleotide messenger RNA. RefSeq lists its product as uncharacterized. The coding region runs from base 1 to 654 and encodes 217 amino acids. Gene Ontology annotation, molecular function: RNA binding. The record is from RefSeq and is a predicted model, not a curated record. Lineage: Eukaryota; Fungi; Basidiomycota; Agaricomycetes; Polyporales; Polyporaceae. The transcript has 4 exons.